Messenger RNA from Amyelois transitella, 2615 nucleotides. Its product is annotated as myrosinase 1. Gene Ontology annotation, biological process: carbohydrate metabolic process. Lineage: Eukaryota; Metazoa; Arthropoda; Insecta; Lepidoptera; Pyralidae. Gene Ontology annotation, molecular function: beta-glucosidase activity. The record is from RefSeq and is a predicted model, not a curated record. The transcript has 10 exons. Bases 105 to 1670 code for a protein of 521 amino acids.
CUAUUGAAUCUCAUUGCUAGGGAAACCCAAGAAGGUUAUUCCGCGAGACGGCAUUCCGUUUGUGUUAAAUUAAUUGGUCACCUGUUGUUCAGUUAGUUUGGAUCAUGCGGAGCUCGAGCAGAGUCGCCCUGGUAGGGACAGUCCUAGCAAGUGUCCUGUGCCUUGUGCAUGGGAAUACGCUAGGAGGUUCAGAAGAUGGGGUCAAAUAUGACUUCCCGAAUGACUUCAUGUUCGGUGUCUCGACGGCCGCUUUUCAGAUUGAAGGAGGAUGGAACGCUGAUGGUAAAGGUGAAAGUAUGUGGGACACCUAUCUCCACGAGCAUCCAGAAUACACACCUGACCACGCCAACGGGGACGUAGCAGCUGAUUCUUAUCACAAAUAUAAGGAAGAUAUCGAAAUGAUAAAGGAAUUGAACGUCAAAUAUUACAGAUUUUCUCUCUCAUGGCCAAGGAUUCUUCCCUACGGGACUGACAACUACAUAAACAAACCCGGAGCUACAUACUAUCGUAAAUUGAUAGAAGAGCUGCGUAUGGCCAACAUAACCCCAGUUGUGACUCUAUUCCACUGGGACCUUCCUACCCCCUUGAUGGAUCUCGGGGGGUGGAGCAAUAGGAAAAUGGUGGACUAUUUCGUAGAUUACGCAAGGGUAGCGUUUGAUCUGUACGGCGAUGUCGUCAAAAUUUGGACCACUAUAAACGAACCGCAUCAGCAUUGUUAUAACGGUUAUGGAAGCGAUUAUUUUGUGCCAGCUAUAGUAUCAAAUGGAGUUGGAGAAUACCUUUGUGCCCACUACAUACUAUUGGCCCAUGCUGAAGCAUAUCGACUUUACGAAAGAGAAUAUAAACCACAUCAGCAUGGCAGAGUCGGCAUAACUCUCGAUGCCUUUUGGGGCGAACCAAGGAACAGUUCGAAUGCUAAUGACAUAGAAGCCGCCGAAAGGUAUAAUCAGUUUCAUUUGGGAUUAUAUGCUCAUCCCAUAUAUUCUAAAAAGGGUGACUAUCCUGAUAUUGUACGUAUGAGAAUUGACAGUAUAAGCGCCUACCAGAAUUUCACAAGAUCAAGGCUACCUUCAUUCACUGAAGACGAGAUUCAUAAACUAAAGGGAAGCUCGGAUUUCUUUGGCUUGAAUCAUUACACCACAUUUUUGAUGUCCAGCUCACUAAUGGAGGAUGCUUGGAGGGUGCCGUCCAUGGAUCAUGACACAGGAGUCAAGUUAGAACAGAAUUCGUAUUGGCCUAAACCUGGAGCAGAGUGGUUUACGGUCUAUCCACCAGGCUUUCGGAAACUUUUUAAUUGGAUCAAAAAUGAAUACGGAAACGACAUACCAAUAAUUGUCACGGAAAAUGGGAUGUGUGAUUUUGGGGGGCGAAAAGAUUACGAUAGAGUACAAUAUUACAAUCAGUAUUUGCACCAAAUGUGGCUGGCAAUUAAUAAAGACAAAUGCAAUAUCGAAGGGUAUUUCGCUUGGACCCUGAUGGAUGAUUUCGAAUGGAAAGAUGGUUACACCGUUAAGUUUGGUUUAUAUGAAGUGGAUUUCGAUAGUCCAGAAAGAACACGCAGAAAAAAGUUAUCAGCUAUAAACUAUAGUAAUAUUGCCAAAACAAAACAAAUAGAUUUCAAUUUUAUAAAGCCUCAUUUACUGAAAUAUAACAUGAAUGCUAUAUUUUAGUUAAUAGGCUAUGUUUUUUUUUAUUUAAUAACGAGAAGAGAAAGACUGUGAUUGAACUUUGUACAGCUUCAAGAUAGUGUUGUUAAAAAAUAAAUAAUGUAAAAAUGUAAAUAACUUUAGCAAUACGAGUAGGUAUUACUUAAAGCAUGACUAUAAAAAUAAGACGAUAAAUAAGCUUGUGCUCGCGACUUCGCUGACUUAAUACUUACAUGAUUGUCGCAUUAUUUUUUAUUUACUUUGUAAUUUUGAAGGCUACAGUCAAGUACAGAAAAUAUUUUGUAAAUUUUCAUGAUAGCGUAGCCGCGGUCAAAAGCUUACAUUUCAUAAGAUGUGAAGUAUGUGCAUACAUUAGCUAAAUUUUUUUAUAUAUUUUGAUGACUAUUUGAAAAAGUUAUUUUGAAUCAAAAUAAAUAUGUUUCUAAAAUGUUUAAAGCACGUGAACAUUUCUUCGACAGUUUUGUUUGUUAGUCCUUACGCUCAUAUUUGCGAAAUAUAUUUAUUUUUUAUAUUAAUGAUGGCGUUGACUGAUGGCUAAUUGGAUAGAUUCUCAGAAAGGAAGCGUGCUGGAAUAGGCAGAUUGACGUUCGUUCAACACAUUUUCUCUGUAAUGAUAUUCUAUAAAACAUACUUACAUUUAUUCGGAAAAUGCAGGAAUAUUUUUUUAUAUUUAACAUUGAAUACGGGAUAACAUUUUAUCUAGUUUUUUUUUCUGUCAAUCAUUUAAGCCUGAACGUGACGUGAAAAGUCACAGUGUGAAUAACAAUAUUUCGACUAAAUUGAAAAUUGUGUUUGAUAUAUAGAUGUUUUAUUUGUAUAAAGCUUUUGUUUGUAAAUUUGUGUUUUUUUUAAUGUUUUCUUUUAGACUUUUAUAUACUGUAGUCUGUCUUCUACGCAAGGAAUAUUGAUGUGAUUACUACGUAGGUAUUAUUUUUACAUACCGGUGUG